AAGAGCAUGCAAAGCAGAUAGAAAUAGUGCUUCAAGGACACACUCAAAACCUCACUAAAAAGCUUUAAGCUCAACUCUGACACCUGGAAAACACAAGCACAAGACCACCUCUACCUGGUGAAGAAGCCCCAAUAGUGGUGCCCUCUUACAAACAGAACAUGACUGCGCAGGUCGAGAGUCAACUCUUUGCCUACAGUCCCAACAGACCACCAGUGCCCAACCUGCAAACAAAGCCUUCCAAACACAAACUGGACGGAUUGGCUACAGCUGGUCACACUGUACCUUGUCUUCUCCCAUACGAUGUCCUUCACCAACAACGACAGAUGAAUUAAUCCGUUAAUUAGCAAAAUGGGAUUGCUGUGCCGGUAUUAUAAGCAAAAAUAUCCUGAAGUGGAUGAUGUGGUAAUGGUGAACGUGCGUUCCAUUGCUGAAAUGGGGGCCUAUGUACAUCUAUUAGAAUAUAAUGACAUUGAAGGAAUGAUCCUGCUCAGUGAAUUAUCCCGACGACGUAUCCGAUCAAUUAAUAAACUUAUCCGUGUUGGCCGAAGUGAAUGUGUUGUUGUUAUUCGAGUUGACAAAAACAAAGGUUACAUUGAUUUGUCCAAAAGAAGAGUUUCCCCUGAAGAAGUAGAAAAAUGUGAAGAGAAAUAUGCUAAAGCUAAGACUGUUAACAGUAUUUUGAGACAUGUUGGAGAAAUUUUAGGCUACACAAAUGAUGAACAGUUAGUUGACCUCUACCAAAAGACUGCUUGGUACUUUGAUGAAAAACUAAACAAGCCCGGAGCCUCAUACGAUGUUUUUAAGCAUGCUGUCACAACCCCUAGUAUUUUGGAUGAAUGUGACAUUGAAGACGAAACCAAAAGAGUCCUUAUUGAAAAUAUCCAGCGCCGGUUGACACCCCAAGCUGUGAAAAUACGAGCUGAUAUUGAAGUUGCCUGCUACAAAUACGAAGGAGUUGAUGCUGUAAAAGCAGCCCUUAAUAAAGGCCUGGAACUAUCAACAGAAGAAAUGCCAAUCAAAAUCAACUUAAUUGCUCCUCCCCUCUAUGUAAUGACCACCCAGACUCUAGAGAAGGCUGAUGGCCUGCGUGCUCUCACAAAUGCUACCAAUGUUGUGCAACAGGCCAUCGAAAGCAUGGGAGGGAUGUUUAACAUGCAAAUGGCUCCUAAAGUUGUGUCCGAUACUGAUGAACUUGAGUUGGCCAAACAUUUGGAACGCUUGGAAGAACAGAACCAAGAUGUGUCUGGAGAUGAGGAUUCUGAUGAAUGUGGUGAUGGCAGUGGAGAUGAGAUUACAAAAGAAUAAACAACAAAACAGAAGACAUAAUAAAAUAAUUCAUUGGACAAAUAAUUUGACAUUUUGUUUUGCAAUCAUGGACAUAAACUGCCUUGUAAUAUGCUCCAAGUCAAAUAAAAGAGAAGCUGGGAAUUUUUUCAAAACCUUUCAUGAUAAAAAUUUGCAAAAGUUCUUUUUUUCUCUUUCCCUC
This is a messenger RNA of Octopus bimaculoides (California two-spot octopus), 1486 nucleotides long. RefSeq names its product eukaryotic translation initiation factor 2 subunit 1. Gene Ontology annotation, cellular component: eukaryotic 48S preinitiation complex; eukaryotic translation initiation factor 2 complex. Gene Ontology annotation, molecular function: ribosome binding; translation initiation factor activity; RNA binding. The record is from RefSeq and is a predicted model, not a curated record. Gene Ontology annotation, biological process: translational initiation. NCBI's taxonomy places the organism in Eukaryota, Metazoa, Mollusca, Cephalopoda, Octopoda, Octopodidae.